Messenger RNA from Folsomia candida, 755 nucleotides. Its product is annotated as zinc finger HIT domain-containing protein 1. Gene Ontology annotation, molecular function: nucleosome binding. The record is from RefSeq and is a predicted model, not a curated record. The transcript has 4 exons. Lineage: Eukaryota; Metazoa; Arthropoda; Collembola; Entomobryomorpha; Isotomidae. The coding region runs from base 142 to 612 and encodes 156 amino acids. Gene Ontology annotation, cellular component: Swr1 complex. Gene Ontology annotation, biological process: chromatin remodeling.
GACGAACUCUUGGAUAAAAUCAGUGUGCCACUCGCAGAAUAAACGCUACUAAAUUAUAUGAUAACGUGUUAUUCUCUGGGAUUAGUUUUUCUUAACACUUCCUAAUCAGUUAUUGAAUUUGUUUAAGCCACGCUUGUAAUAAUGACUUCUCGAGAAAGAGAAUCUCGGUCAACGGCGUCGGGCCGUGUUUUAGACGCUGCUGCUCGCUAUCGACGUCAAAAGAAAGCACUGGAGGCAUUAGAACAAGAUAAUUUUCAUGAUGAACCUCAUGCUGAUCUGGUCAUGAGUAAAAGAGCACCAAAGUUUCAAGAAACAUUAGAGUCGAAAGCUGGAACAGGCCUAAAGAAAAAGAAAAAACGAGAUUCAGAAUAUUACAAAAUCAAAUACCGAAAACCAUUAAACCUCUUGGUGGAAGAAGAACAGUUGGCAAAUCCCGAAGGCCCUAAUUAUUCCUCAUGUGCAGCACCCCCCUCCAAAUUUCCUUCUAGGUCCUUUUGCAACGUUUGUGGAUUUGAAGCUUCGUACAACUGUGUUUCUUGUGGAAGCAAAUUUUGUAGCAUCAAGUGUUCGCAGACCCAUCAAGAAACACGUUGCUUAAAGUGGACUGCAUAACGUAUGUGUAAAUAAUGCCCUCUAAUGUUUGUGAGUUUGUGAAUCCAUUUUUUAUUAAUCAAAGUAAACUAGGAUAUUCUGAUAAAAAUUUUCAAUAUGGCAUAGUUCAAAGCAAUAAAAAUAUGGUCAACUUUACGCUUCAA